ACCGGGCCGCGCGUGACCCGCGCCGCGCGCGAGCAGCAUGAGCGCGCGCCCGGGCCAGUGACCGCCCCGGGGAUGGACUGCGGCUCGCUUGCGGGCAACAGGCCGAGGAGCGCGCCCGGCCGCCGGCGGCUGCUGCUCUCCCUGCGCGCCGGCCGCAGCGGAAGCCCGGACGGCCGCGGGGUGCCGGCCCGCCGCUGCCUGUCCGCGCUACCCGGCGGUCUGGGGGCGCUGUGUCCCCGCGCCCUGGCGGUCCGCGGCGGCGCGUCCCGAGCCUCCCCGCUGCUCCUCCUCCUGCUCGUGCCCGCCCCGCGCCUGGCCGCCGCCGCCCCGCGCCGGCCGCUCGGAGACUGGGAGCGCUCGCGCGCCGGGCCCUCGGCUCGCCUGGCGCGGCGCGGCGCCGGGAGCUGCCAGCAUCGCGUGGCCCCGCGCACCCGCUGUGCCGCCGGCGCCCUCCACCUGUGCCACGGCCCGGCGGCCGGCCUCGCUUCCUCCAGGAGAGAGCUGAGCCUGUCUGCUGCGUGCUUGCAGCUGGAGCACAGGAGGACAGAUUUCACCUCUUCCGGGAGUAGGAAGCUCUACUUUGACACCCAUGCCUUGGUGUGUCUACUGGAAGAAAAUGGGUUUACUACGCAACAAGCAGAAAUCAUUGUAUCUGCACUGGUCAGGAUCGUGGAGGCCAACAUGAAUGUCGUCUACAAAGAUAUGGUCACCAAGAUGCAGCAGGAGAUCACUCUUCAGCAGAUAAUGUCUCAGAUUGCUAAUGUGAAGAAAGAUAUGAUUAUUUUGGAGAAGAGUGAAUUUUCAGCCCUCAGAGCAGAAAAUGAGAAAAUAAAGCUUGAAUUGCAUCGGUUAAAACAACAAAUAACGGAUGAAGUGAUCAAAGUCCGAACAGAUACCAAAUUAGACUUCAAUCUAGAAAAGAGCAGAGUAAAAGAAUUGUAUUCAUUGAACGAAAGGAAGCUGCUAGAAAUGAGGACGGAAAUGGUGGCAUUGCAUGCCCAGCAAGACCGGGCCGUCACCCAGACAGACAGGAAGAUAGACACUGAGGUCGCUGGCCUGAAAACCAUGCUCGAGUCACACAAGCUUGAUAAUAUUAAAUAUUUAGCAGGGUCUGUAUUUACAUGCCUAACAGUAGCUCUGGGAUUUUAUCGCCUGUGGAUAUAAUAAAGCAUCUAUUUGAAGAGA
Molecule: messenger RNA, 1185 nt
Organism: Diceros bicornis minor
Lineage: Eukaryota; Metazoa; Chordata; Mammalia; Perissodactyla; Rhinocerotidae
Gene: MCUR1
Product: mitochondrial calcium uniporter regulator 1
Exons: 9
Coding region: 73-1164 (363 amino acids)
Biological process (GO): calcium import into the mitochondrion; positive regulation of mitochondrial calcium ion concentration
Cellular component (GO): mitochondrion; mitochondrial inner membrane
Source: RefSeq, a predicted model, not a curated record